Molecule: messenger RNA, 3576 nt
Organism: Lytechinus pictus (painted urchin)
Lineage: Eukaryota; Metazoa; Echinodermata; Echinoidea; Temnopleuroida; Toxopneustidae
Product: GTP-binding protein 10-like
Exons: 9
Coding region: 256-1410 (384 amino acids)
Cellular component (GO): mitochondrion
Molecular function (GO): GTP binding; magnesium ion binding; GTPase activity
Source: RefSeq, a predicted model, not a curated record
GAUAAAAGAGCACAGGUGUCGUAGCCGGGGAUCAAACCCCGGACUUUCCAUGUGUAGCCAGGCGCCUUAGACCACUCGGCCACGGCACCUCCACAAUGGUUCCGAUUAAAAACGAUAUCGGCCAUUUAGAACGAUAUCUGCCGGCGGAUACGGUAUCCGCCGGUGGAACCAAAUCCGCCGCUACACCGGCCAUAUCCAUGCCCAGUGCAGUGUGUGUGAACCACUUCUCGAUUCUGCGACAAAUAGGGUCCUACAAUGGUACUUCUUACAAGGUUUCUGUUAUUUCCUAACAAGACCACAAGAAGAUUUCCAGCUGGAAAUAAACGACACAGUUUCAUUGAUCAGGUCCGCAUCUAUGCCAGGGGAGGAGGAGGGGGGCAAGGUCAUCCCAAAUUUGGUGGGAUCGGAGGGACAGGUGGUGAUGUAUAUGUCCAAGCUUCUACAGGGGUCACUCUGAAAAAUGUGAAAUCUUCCAAAAGGGAACAACGCUAUAUUGCUGGACCAGGAGACAACAGCAAAGCCCGCAUUCUUCAAGGUGGCAAAGGAAGAGAUGUAGUUGUCAAAGUCCCUCCUGGAGUUUGUGUAACGGAUGAUAAUAAUCGGUUAUUAGGAGAUUUGAACAAUGUUGGAGAAAAGGUGUUAGUUGCUCGAGGUGGUGAAGGUGGAUAUGAAAAGAAUUUAUGGAACGGAGCUAAGGGAAGCAGAGGAAGCUUCAAACUCAUCUUGAAAUUGAUUGCUGAUGUUGGAUUUGUUGGUUUCCCUAAUGCUGGAAAGUCAACUCUUUUGAAGGCUGUUUCAAGGACUGAGCCUAAGAUAGCUGAUUAUCCAUUCACUACUAUAAGGCCACAGGUUGGAGUUGUGGAAUAUGCUGAUAAGCGUCAGAUCAGUAUGGCUGACCUUCCUGGCCUGAUAGAGGGCUCUCACCAGAAUAUGGGGAUGGGGCACCGAUUCCUCCGCCAUGUUGAGCGCACCAAACUCCUUCUCUUCGUCAUAGACAUCCAUGGCUUUCAGCUUUCACCCAGACAUGCCUACAGGAAUGCAUACCAAACGAUAAACAUCCUCAACAAGGAAUUGGAACUCUACAAGUCUGAACUUGUGGAAAAGCCAGCUAUCUUAGCACUAAACAAGGUAGAUGUGGAAGGAGCAGAUAAAUUACUCCAGGAAACAUUAGAACUCAUCCACGACGAAUCAGUGCACAAUCUGCCGGAAAAGGACACUGAGGAGAAUGAAGAACACAGAUUACCAAUUUCCUUUGAAGACAUCAUCCCAAUCUCAGCUAAACAAGGAGAAGGCCUUGAUAGAUUAAAAAGCAGAGUUCGGGAAGUGAUUGAUGAACACUAUGAAAAAGAAAGAACAAUACAAGAUUCGGAGGUUGAGGUGGGAAGGAGAAAAAAUAUUGGAGUAGUAUGAGUUAGGUGGGUGCAGCCAUCCCAUUUGGCUGGCUGUUGCAUCGUACCUGAAGAUGAGGAUGUACUAGUCCAGGGGGCGAUCAAGAAAGUAACUCAGAUCAAUGGGAGGAUCGAGGAUGGAAAGAAGGUUAAGAUCUCCCUUUCAGGGGCGGCGAUCCUGGGGGGCCGGGAGGGGCAUAGUGCCCCCAUUUUUUGAAGCACUGAAAAGAUGCCCUUUUUUACGAAAAAGGCCCCUUUCGAACGUGUACUGUGCCACUUUCAUCGGAAGAGAACCCGUUUUAGGUGUUACCAAGUGAUCUAGUCUCGUAUCAGUGACAAAUUUUAUCCAAAAAAUUCCCCUCACGAACGUGGUCUGUGCCCGUUUCACCUGAGAAGGACCCGUUUUAUGCCCGGCAUUAUCAAGUGCUCUUUUGCCAUCUUACAGCUACUUUUUCUCGUAUCAGUGCCCCUUUUUGGUUUUUACCCAAGAAAAGUGCCCCUCACAAACGUGUUCUGUGCCCCUUUCUCCUGAGAAGGACCCAUUUUAUGUCUGAGUAAGUGCUCCUUUGCCUUCUUAUAAGUUCCCUGUCUUGAAUCAUCCCCCCCCCCGCAAAAAAAAUUCUGCAUACGGCCAUGUUAAAGAUAGUGCUCUUUUCGAAAGAAAAGGUGCCCUUUUUUCCCUGUGCCCCCCCCUUUCAACUUCGCUCUGCCGCCCCUGCUCCCUAUGAUACACAUACUUGUCAGGUUUUACUGAUCACAGAUAAAAUUGGUGCUGAUAUUAAGGGUGGAAUAUUUUUACCAUGGGCAGUCCCUUUCAGAACUGAUUUCCACAAGGAUGUAUCAAAGAAUUAUCUCUGUGAUUCAGACUAGGUGAGUUUUGCAUGAAGCAGAUUAGUCAGUGGAAAUCACUGACAAAACUCUUCAUGUAAUCCUGCCAAGGUGGAGGCAAUAUCCUGUGAAGGAGAGUGGGAAGGCAUCGAUAGAACUGAUCUAUGAAUCUUCUCAACAUUGUGUGGUUUUUAAAUAGAUAUUCAUCUUGGACUUUACUCAAAGUUCUUUGAGAAUGAAUGCUGUUUGUGAAUUAGCAGUCAGGAUUUGUGAUUAAUCUUGUGUAAUCUGUAUAUUCUGUAUUGUAGGCAUGCUGUAACAACACAUGCUUUUAUAGGAAUGGGUAGUCUUAUUUAUUGUAUCUUUGAGUAUUCAAGAUUUAAAAAAAUUAUUCUUUUUCAAUAGCUAUGAAUUAUUAUUCUUUUCCCAUAUGAAUAAUAGAAAUUUAUUUUGUUUGAAUGAUCCCCAUUCCCAAGAUUCCGAGGGCACUGUUGGACAUGCUUUGGACAGCGCCAACUGCCCAUUGACACCAGCAUUAUAUGUUGCGUAAGCAGAUGCCAUGUUCUGAAUGCCCAAGCCCUGACGAUUUUCAAUUCACGUAUGCUUCGGCUGCUAUAGAAAGAUUUUGGCAUGUUGGCUGUGAAGUGACGUCAGCAGAUGUUUGGGCCCCCGGGGGGGGGGGGGGGGGGUCCACGAAAUACCCUUAAUUUUUGGUUUAAAAACUUUUCAAUUUUUUUUUGUUUUUCAAAAUUUUCCUCGGGGAAAAUGUGCCCCCUUUCCAAAAAUCCUGGAUCCGCCCCUGAACAUGCACAUACCUGUUGGUAUGCAAAUGAGGGAACUGAUGACAUCACUCACUCACUAUUUCUUUUGUAUUUCAUUAUAUGAAAUAUUCUAAUUUUCUCCCCAUUGUCCUGUGAAACAAAGUUUGAUUUCUCCCUGAGCAUGUGGAAUUACAAUUGUUUAACUUCUUAUGGUUCAUUCAAAUUCGUCCUUAUUGCCAAAUUUAUAAAAAUUGAGAUAUUGUAUAAUUCAAACAAUAAAAAACAAGAGAAAUAGUGAGUUAGGGUCAUCAUUGAUUCUCUCAUUUGCACAUGACUAAAUUGUGCAUACAACUAUUUUGUGAAAAAUAAGCGAAAUUUCAAAAUGUCAUAACUUUUUUAUUUUACAUCCAAUUUUGGUAAAAUUUUCUGCAUUAUGCUCGUCUGAUUUUUCUCUUUUGAUUCAAAUCAACUUAUUUCUGAGGUGGAGUUGACCUUUAAUAUUUUUGUCUUUUCAUUUACUUCACUGACGUUUACCAACUUUGUAUGCAUAUAUGUAAAAACUUUGAAAUGUACCAAAUAAAUAUGAGAUGUCUUGAAAA